CUCCCAGCCCCUCACGCCCCUCAUUUUAAGUCCUCAGGUCUGCCCUAACCCCACAAGCCGCACGUCCCCACCUCUGACCCAGGCUCAUUUCUUCUCUGGGUUCCCCGGGAAACAGGGGCCUCUCCAGAGGGGGAGGGGUAGCAGUGGCUGAGGUCAGGGACCACCAGCAAGUCACCCUCUGGCACCCUGGGACACAGCACCCUUUGUUCUGUCCCCUCCCUGCCCCCUCAGUCCCAGGCUCUCCGGCCUGGAUUAGCCUUAUCCAGAGGAAAGCUGCAGAGGCCCCUCCUGGAAUGUGGCCUGGGAGUGUGGGGCGGGCAGGGAACUGAACCGAUCAGGGCUCCUGGGGUCCCUCCUGUGCCCCUUGUACCACUAGGACACCCCCCCCCAUCAGGGCAGGACUUUGUGUGUCCUCUGCCCUGAGGCUCCAGGAGGUGAAGGGACCUCCCUUAUCUCCAGCUCUCCUGAGACAGGCCUGGGACAGGGAGCCCACCAGGGGGCCCGACCUGGCUCAGUGCUAUGGUGGCUGCUCUGUCCCUUCUCCCCUCCCAGGUGCAAGCCUCUUAGAGGGGGUGGGGGUGGGGGAACAUUAAGCCCCAGGCUUGCAGGAGCCAGCAGCUGAUCUGCAGGAAGCCUGGGUGUCUUCAGCUGCGCUCCCAUCAGGCUAGGCUUUCAAGGGAGAGCCAGUGAGGCGGCCUCUCCUUGCAGACCUCAAGAGAUGUGAGGCUGGACACCCAACCCACAGGGCGGCUCAGGUAAGCAUGGGGCCAGGGCUGCCAGGGACCACCCACUGCCCUGGUCCUCAAGCCCAGGGACGCAGCUGUGGUGAGGGGCAACACAGGAGAAGCCAGAACUUGGUCUUGGUGGGAGAAGGGCAGAGUCCCAGAUACCCACGGGGCCCUUGGCAUUGCCCAAUUCCAGGCGGGAGGCCCUGGCACAGAGGGUUUGUGAGAGGGAGGGAGGCUCCUGCCCUGCCCGUGGUCCAUCUUGCCUGUGAGGGAGCCCCCCCAACCUCGGUCUGUUAUGGGACACUUGGGGUGGCUGCAUGAACCCCUGGGUGGAGCUCUGGGAGUGUGAAGGGGUUGGGGGGCUGCUAAGGGUCUGAAGGGCAGAGGGUCUCUCAGCGCCCCCUCAAAGGUCCCCAUCUGUCCAGUGGAACCCGAGGUUCUAACUACCCCAACCCCCAAGAUUCCCAGCUGGCCUGGGGUGAUCAGUCACCCAUCUUACAGGUGGGAAAACUGAGGCUCAGUCAGGGGAGGGGAGCUGCCCAAGUCAGAGUAAAUCCGUGGCUAAGCUGGGGUGAAGCGGAACUCGGCUCCCUUGGCCUGAGACACGGCUAAUGCUGUUACCACGUGUUUGGUUUUCUUCUUCCAUAAUGUUCUAAACGACAAUAGAUAUUCCUGAGCACAGAAAAAUUAGGAACAUAGCCCAGGGCCAAGGAGGAAAAUGAACAGUCACCCAUGUUGCAGCAGUUGUUUGUCUCCCACCCAUCCCCCACCCCACACCCGUGCUGGUCGUUUGUCCUGAGACCCUCACGUGUGCGCACUGGGGACUUGUCGGUCCUCACACACACUUCCAGGGACACCCUGGCUGCAGGGUUCUCCCCCUCACCCAGACCCCCUCUCCUGCCGCUACUAGAUCCUGAGGGGCAAGGCGUGUCCUCCAAGGGCGUCUUCCUAAAGUCGCGAAUCAGGUGGGAACGGCUCUAUUCUCCUCCCCUCAGCUUCACGUCCCGUUAGAGGAGGGGGCUUUUGGGUGAGAUUUUCAGAGAUACUCGGUUCCUCCUGCUGGCUCCUUUCCAAGCAGGGCUCUCGUGGGUAGCUCCCUGCCUCAGUUUCCCCACGCUGGCUCCCCAUCCCCCUUUCUCAUCUGGGCUACAGACCCUCGCUGCUCCCUCUUGUCCCCUCUCCCCCAGCAGAGGCGGCGGCGAUGGGCGCUAGCGUCCCCCGGCGGGGCCCCGGCCCCCCAGACGGCGGCUGGGGCUGGGCGGUGCUGGGCGCCUGCUUCGUGAUCACCGGUUUCGCCUAUGGCUUCCCCAAGGCAGUGAGCGUUUUCUUCCGGGCGCUUAUGCGCGACUUCGGCGCGGGCUACAGUGACACAGCCUGGGUGUCCUCCAUCAUGCUGGCCAUGCUCUACGGCACCGGUCCAGUGUCCAGCAUCCUCGUGACCCGCUUUGGGUGUCGGCCGGUGAUGCUGGUGGGUGGGCUGUUGGCCUCGGCAGGCAUGAUCCUAGCAUCCUUCGCCACGCGCCUCCUGGAGCUAUAUCUCACGGCUGGGGUGCUCACAGGUGAGGGCACCCACUGCCCUCCUCCCUUUUGGGGGCGGGGGUGGGGGUGCAGGUGGGGGUCCGGAGUUCUUGUUGCAAGACCUCCAUCCUCAGUUUCCCCACGAGAGGCUGUCCUCGUCCCUCGGCUCAGUUGUCCUGGGUCUGCCGGCCUGUCGGGGCCUCGUCCUUCCCUCACGCUGGGGACUGGGGUGGGGCGCCCUCAGGGAGCCCAGCACAGCGCCUCCUCGCCCGCAGGCUUGGGCCUGGCCCUCAACUUCCAGCCGUCGCUCAUCAUGCUGGGGCUGUACUUCGAGCGGCGGCGGCCUCUGGCCAACGGGCUGGCGGCGGCGGGCAGCCCGGUGUUCCUGUCCGCGCUGUCGCCGCUCGGCCAGCUGCUGCUCGAGCGCUUCGGCUGGCGCGGCGGCUUCCUGUUGCUCGGCGGCCUCCUGCUGCACUGCUGCGCGUGCGGGGCUGUCAUGCGGCCGCCGCCAGGGUCCGACCCGCGACCGCGCAGGGACAGCGCGGGCGACGCUCCCGGGGAGGCGGAGGCGGACUGCGAGGGACUGCGCCUGCGCGAAGAGGCGCCCUCUGGCGGCCGGGCCCGCCGGCGCCUGCUGGACGUGGCCGUGUGCACCGACCGCGCCUUCGCGGUGUACGCCGUCACCAAGUUCCUGAUGGCGCUCGGGCUCUUCGUGCCCGCCAUCCUGCUGGUGAACUACGCCAAGGACGCGGGCGUGCCUGACUCCGAGGCUGCCUUCCUGCUCUCCAUCGUGGGCUUCGUAGACAUCGUGGCGCGGCCGGCGUGCGGCGCUCUGGCCGGCCUGGCGCGCCUGCGACCGCACGUCGCCUACCUCUUCAGCCUGGCCUUGAUGGCCAACGGGCUCACGGACUUGAGCAGCGCGCGCGCGCGGUCCUACAGCGCCCUUGUCGCAUUCUGCAUCGCCUUCGGCCUCUCCUACGGCAUGGUGGGUGCGCUGCAGUUCGAGGUGCUCAUGGCGGCCGUGGGUGCGCCCCGAUUCCCCAGUGCCCUGGGCCUGGUGCUACUCCUCGAGGCCGUGGCUGUGCUCAUCGGACCGCCCUCUGCCGGCCGCCUGGUGGAUGCGCUGAAGAACUAUGAGAUCAUCUUCUACCUGGCGGGCUCUGAGGUGGCCCUGGCUGGUGUCUUCAUGGCUGUCGCCACCAAGUGUUGCCAGCGUUGCUCUCAGGAUGCCCCAGCCAGCCCAGGCGCCGAGGGCGGGGCCAGCGACACAGAGGACGCUGAGGCCGAAGUGGACUCUGAGCCCCUGCCCACCAGCACUGAGAAGCCUGGUGACCUCGAGGCCCUGGAGGUGCUGAGCCCGGGGACUGCGCCCUCGGAACUCGAGGGGGAGGCAGAGCCAGGGCUGGACUCGGAGUCUGUGUAGCUCGGAGGCACCACGUGGGCGAGACCAGGGGCUUCGGGAUCUGGCAGUUCCUUCUGAGAGUCCCGGCUGCCCCGAGAGGGCCUGGCACACUCCCCGGGGCCCACGUGGGGAGCUGCUUCCCUCAUCUGCCCAGCGGGCGGUGGCCAGGCCCUGGUCCUGCCGGUGAAGCUGCUGUACACGGCAGGGUCUGGGUGUGAAUCCAAAGUUCAUAAAGCUGAGCUGAAAGACA
This is a messenger RNA of Sus scrofa (pig), 3898 nucleotides long. The record is from RefSeq and is a predicted model, not a curated record. Lineage: Eukaryota; Metazoa; Chordata; Mammalia; Artiodactyla; Suidae.